AUGCUGGAGAGCUGUGACCAUGCGUUUUGCCUCAGCUGCAUUCGCGGCUGGCGGCGUGAGCGAGAACAGCAGGACAAGCAGAACUUGCGGCUGUGUCCUGUCUGCCGUAACGAAUCCUUCUAUGUCAUACCCAGCGACUCCAUCAUCCUCGAUCCAGAGGAGAAGCGAAGGGUGAUCGACGAGUACAAGCAGGAGAUGGGACGCAUCCCUUGCAAGCUCUUCGAUUAUGGCAGAGGCAAUUGCCCCUUCGGAACCAGCUGCUUCUACGCCCAUCUGAACCCCGAUGGCACGCGUUACAUCCCACCGCCGCUGAAGUGGAUGAGGGGUGCAGAGGGCAGCGAAGUGAAGUCGGAAGUGAAGCUCUCCGACUUCUUUGACUGA
Symbiodinium pilosum is the source of this 381-nucleotide messenger RNA. NCBI's taxonomy places the organism in Eukaryota, Dinophyceae, Suessiales, Symbiodiniaceae. The record is from the annotation of a GenBank genome assembly.